AUGCAUGCAGCAUCAGCGAACUCACAUUGGAGAAAACCAUAUAAAUGUCACGAAUGUGGAAAAUCUUUCAGGUGGAACUCUAACCUUAUUGUACAUCAAAGAAUUCAUACUGGAGAGAAGCCUUAUGAGUGUACUCAUUGUGGAAAGUCCUUCAGUCAAAGGUCGGACUUUGUUGCAUACAAAAGGACUCACACUGGAGAGAAACCCUAUGAAUGCAACCAGUGUGGAAAGUCCUUCAUUUGAAGCACUCAACUUAUUAGACAUCUGUGAAUUCACACUGGAGAGAAGCCAUAUAAAUGCAAUCAGUGUGAUAAAGCUUUCAGUGGGAGCUCUCACCUUAUUGAGCAUCAGAGAACUCAUACUGGAGAAAAACCUUUUGAAUGUAAUCAGUGUGGGAAAGCCUUUACUGGGAGCUCUCACCUUCUUUCCCAACAGAGAAUUCAUUCUGGAGAGAAACCAUAUGAAUGUAAUAACUGUGGGAAAUCUUUUCGGCAGCGAUCACAACUGGUUGUGCAUCAGCGCACCCAUACUGGAGAGAAACCUUACAAGUGCAAUCAUUGUGAAAAAGCUUUCAGCCAGAAGUCUCCCUUCAUUGUGCAUCAAAGAACACACAUUGGAGACAAGCCCUAUUGGUGUAACAUGUGUGUUAAAGCCUUCAGUCAAAGGUCACACCUUAUUGAACAUGAGAGGACACAUACUGGAGAAAAACCCUAUGAAUGUAUUGACUGUGGGAAAGCCUUUAAUGAUCAGUCAACACUUCCGAAACAUGAAAGAACACACACUGGCGAGAAACCUUAUGCAUGUAAUCAUUGUGAAAAGGCCUUUAGUCAGCGAUGUCAACUUACUAGGCAUCGGAGAAUUCAUACUGGAGAAAAACCCUAUGAAUGUAACGAAUGUGGGAAGGUUUUCAGUUAUAAUACAUCCCUUAUUCAACAUGAAAAAAUUCAUGGGAGAGAAGCUGAAUAAUCAAGAUGGAGACACUCACUGCCAAACCUUUAUUAGACAUUAAGUAACAAAGGUGUGACACUCAGUGUGGUCUAAUGACCAUGGAUUUCCUUGGAGUGUUCAUUGAAACCACACAUUUCCAAGCUUACCUUGAUCUAUUAAAUCAGAAUCUCAUGGUAAAACCCAGGAGCCUGCAAUUCCUAAAAGCAGCACAAGUAAUUUGUAUGUACACUAACUUGCAUUUACGUCUGCAUUUAGAUGAGAAGCUGUGAACAUAACACUGAUUUGAAACUUUUGUCAGAGCUCUUAGCAGGAGUUAGGGAAUUCAGUAUGUAGCUAUACCCAUCAAAUACUCUUUUCAGUGUAAGCAACCACCCAAACUUAAUCAGACAUUGUCCCUGUGAUGCAUUCCUAGAGACAAUGGACUGGAAGAUAUUCUCUUUUUUAUUUUAUUUUAUUUAUUUUUGGACUGGAAGAUAUUCUUAAUGCAAAGCCCCAAACAAUCUAAGAAGAAAUCUUUGCAUGACGAAGUUGGCAUUAGUGAUGAAAUAUGACGCUGGCCAAUGUAAACCAGCAGUUAAUGCAACAAACUGGAGGAUUGAGGUUGGAAAGUCUUCUGAAAUGGUUUUUAUUGGAAUUGAAAGUAGACUCUUUAUCAAGAAUUCCAUUGUGCUCUAAUUUUAACUUUGUUGUUCAGGUUGACUAUAAUCAGAGCUCACUGUAUAGCAAUAUAGAAAAUAUUUAUCAGGUGAAGUGAAAACAGGACCCAAAGUUGUAUAUACACAAAAUAUUACAACCACAUGAAAACAUGCAUGCGGAUGGUUAAGAAGGUCAGUUCAGCAGCACAUUCAAAACAAAGGCUGAAGUGUGAAUCAACAACAGUGAAGAAAGGGAGAAGCCGUAACUGCAGAUUUGAGCAAGGUGACAGCUGGUGUGAGAGCAUCACCUGGAGAUGCAGAGUGGAAAGGCUGAAGCCAGGAUCAUGUGAGGAGAGGGCUGCAGCAGUACAGGCCACAGCCCCCAAGCAGAGCUGUACACCAAGAGGGGGGAGAAAAACAGGGUUAUGUGAAGAUCUGUGAAACUCCACAUUUUCUCUCCUUUCUCCCCUACUUUUCUUGUCUCACAGUGACUGUCUGGCUGUGGGUAAGCAGAAAAUAAAGCAGGAAAGAAGUUAUAUACUAAAAAUGGUCUGGAGAACUAGGAAAUUUGGUGGAUUAUGUUCCAAAACAAGUGCUGCAUUGUUUGGGCAUUGUGAGAACCUUCACCCAAACAGCUGGUUCUUGCACUUUUCACCCUCUAGCAAAGCAUGCCAUUAAACUGGUCUCACCUA
Messenger RNA from Mustela lutreola (European mink), 2275 nucleotides. It is a transcript of the gene ZNF544, whose product is annotated as zinc finger protein 544. Gene Ontology annotation, biological process: regulation of transcription by RNA polymerase II. NCBI's taxonomy places the organism in Eukaryota, Metazoa, Chordata, Mammalia, Carnivora, Mustelidae. The record is from RefSeq and is a predicted model, not a curated record. The transcript is spliced from 2 exons. Gene Ontology annotation, molecular function: RNA polymerase II cis-regulatory region sequence-specific DNA binding; DNA-binding transcription factor activity, RNA polymerase II-specific.